Candidula unifasciata is the source of this 906-nucleotide messenger RNA. The record is from the annotation of a GenBank genome assembly. NCBI's taxonomy places the organism in Eukaryota, Metazoa, Mollusca, Gastropoda, Stylommatophora, Geomitridae.
AUGGAAAAAACGAAAACUAAUAUAGUCGUGUCCAGUUUUGAUCCCUUUUCUGGUGGGCUUAUAGAUUCAGCCAAUGGUUACAUAGAUCGAGUCAUCACUAUCACUGGGGCAACUGAGAACUGCUCAGAAGCUGAGGAAAAGAUCAGCGAGAAGAUGCAGCAGUGCUUUGAACAAGAUGCUGGUUCAUUUCAGUUUGGAGCUCAGCAGCAAAUGAUGUUCUCAGGGAUGCCAAGUCUUCCAUUGAUGUCAGGAUUAGGCCCCUAUCAAGGCAUGAGGCCUCCUGUGUCUUAUAUGGGAACUGCUUACUAUCCUGGAGCUUUCAACGGACCACCUGUUGUCCAGCAGCAGCCGGAAGUGGUUCAGUUGUAUAUUCCAGAGAAGUCUGUUGGGGCGGUCAUUGGAAGCAAAGGUCAAAAUAUUAAAAACAUCAUGCGCAUGUCUGGAGCUCGCAUCAAGAUCUUGGGAGCUAAUGAUAAAAAUGGCUCUGGAGAGAAUAAUCCAUUCAGUCAUUCUGGUGAUGAACGCAAAGCUGUGAUUUCUGGCUCACCUGAAGCUCAGUGGAAGGCUCAGUUCUAUAUUUUUGAGAAGGUGAAGAAUGAACUUCGACUUGCUGCCCAUGAUGAAGUUCACCUUAGAACAGAGAUUAUGGUGCCCAAACAGAGCAUUGGUCGAAUCAUUGGCAAAGGUGGUCAGAAUGUAAAAGAAAUGCAGCGUGUUAGUGGUGCCAUAGUACAACUGCCAAUGGAAGAGCAGGGUGAUGUCGAUGAAGUUCCCGUCACCAUCAUUGGUCAUUUUUACGCCACUCAGUCUGCUCAGCGCCGUGUGCGCUCCCUUAUGGACACAUUCUCUCGUGCUCAGCCUGCUCCACGUCGCACCAGACCCGGAGCACCACAGCAACCUGUAUAA